Messenger RNA from Oryzias melastigma (Indian medaka), 1044 nucleotides. RefSeq lists its product as uncharacterized. The record is from RefSeq and is a predicted model, not a curated record. The coding region runs from base 1 to 1029 and encodes 342 amino acids. The transcript has 6 exons. NCBI's taxonomy places the organism in Eukaryota, Metazoa, Chordata, Actinopteri, Beloniformes, Adrianichthyidae.
AUGGCGACCGGGCUCAUGAGGCGGUAUGGACUCGCCAAGGUUCCUCCCCCGCAGCUCAUCUACGUGGACCGGGAGUGGGAGCGACUGGUGGUUCGACUGGACAUCUGGCACCUGAUGCGACGCUUUUCAUCAGGUGGACUCACUCAGGCCAAGCAGUCCGAGCUGGAGGGGAAACACGGGAUGGUCGGCCUGACGGACGCGGACGUUAUUCAGAGGGUGUCCAAGGAGGAGUGGCGGCUCCACUGUCGUCGCCGGACACGUGGAGCGGAGGAGACGGCGCUCCUCAUCCAAGACCUUCUGGACACCUUCAACGGCCCGGCAGGACGACAUCUGGAGCACCCAGAGGCGGCACCUCAGCUGCAUCCAGGACUGGCCGGGGUGCAGCUCUACACCGAGACUGGCAGGCUGACUAAAGGCGGGGUCAGCCUCCCAGUUUAUUGCUGCGCGAGAGGCUCCACGUCUCUGGAGUCCUUCCACCUCCACCUCCAGCGGUUCAUCCCAGGGACGUCUACGAGACCCAGAUAUUUCCAGGCGUUCCGGAUCGAUGGACAGGUGAGGUGGAACGAGGACCGCGCAGCAGCUGCUGCACCUCCACCUGCAGCUGAGGAUCAUCUGCCGCCUCUGCACUCCUACAGUGGCCACCUCAAGCACGCCCUUAACCAGAAGAGCCAGAGGGUGCUUGGUCAUCAUCUGGUUAAGGAUUUCACCAAGCCUACUGCGUACACAGGGGAACUCAUUGGGGUGGAGUACCUGUUCCAGCAGACAGGUAGUGUGCUUGAGCGUGUCAGCGGGGACCCUGACGCUCCGGACGAGGCUGCUGCUGUCAUCGCUCUUCAAGAUGAGGAUGAGGGCAUGGAGGAGGAUGAAGACCCCACCAUCUCCGGGCCGGUCCUCCUCUCCUCUGACGCAGCAGCCCGGUCAGGUGACCCAGCUGACACAGACAGGUCUGAGCCAUCCGGUCCGUCCCGGUACCUCGCAGACUCCCUGUUACGGCCCUGGUGUAUCCGGCACUCUUUGCGUAUGGUUUGAUCGGGAAAGCCCAAG